Molecule: messenger RNA, 795 nt
Organism: Funneliformis geosporum
Lineage: Eukaryota; Fungi; Glomeromycota; Glomeromycetes; Glomerales; Glomeraceae
Source: the annotation of a GenBank genome assembly
AUGACAGGACACAGAGACAGGCAUUGGGAUUCGGAUAAUCGAUUUGAAAAUAAGAUUACGAGAUUUAUUGAUGAUUUCCUAGGUGAUGCUAAAACAAAAUUUCGUAGUGUUGGUAGCGGUGGUGGUGAUGGUAAAUGGGUCCCAGCUAUUGAUGUAACAGAAAAUGAGAGAGAGUAUACGAUCAUCGCCGACCUUCCGGGUGUCAAUAAAGAAGAUGUCGAUAUCGAAUUUCAUGAUUCAAUUUUGGUUAUCUCUGGAAACCAUAAACACGAAUCAGUUGAUUUUGCUCCACAAGAGAUAAAUGUUAAACAACAAAAAACCGAUCCCAAUUUCCAACCAAAUCAACAACAAACUGAUCAAUACCAACAAACUCAACAAUCACAUCAGCAAAGACCAACCGAACAUCAAUCAAAUCAACAGACAACCGAAUUUCAAUCAAAUAAACAACCAACCGAAUAUCAAUCAAAUCAACAACCAACUGAAUAUCAAACGAAUCAACAACAAUAUCAUCAACAACAACAACCAACUUCACAAAACGAUCAACGACGAGGCGAAUAUCAAGAAUUCCAUCGAUUAAAUAAAUCUCAACAAACACCGCAAACUAAUGGAAAUCAAGGAACUUACGAAAAACUUCAUAUACAAGAACGUCGUUAUGGUCCAUUUUCCAGAUCAAUUCAAUUACCAACCAAUAUUAGAAAUGAUGUAGAUUUCAAUGCGAAUUUAGAAAACGGUGUAUUGAAAAUUAGGGUACCCAAAAAUAGUGAAAAACCCAAGAGAAAGAUUAGAAUCUCUUAA